UAGAACGACAUACAUCAAUAGAUAUGAGACGCUGAGUUCCUCUAUAUAUGCACUUCGGGUACUAAACCCGUAAACCCCGAAAAUAAAAAGUCUGAGAGAUGUCUAGUAAAAAGCAAGCGACAGAAGAAGAAGAGCCAGUUAGUCCAUUUGCACAGCUAUUCAGCAUGCCGGGUCACGAUGUCUUUAACAUUGUAACAAUUGGAUGCAAAACCGAAACCGAUCCAUCCACCGUUAUUGAAGGCUUGAAGAACACACUGAUUAACCAUCCACGCUUCUCUAGCAUACUGGUUACGGGUCAUGGUGAGGGCAAAGGAAAACCUAAAUGGAUUCCAACGAAAGUAAAAGUGGAAGAUCAUGUAAUUGUUCCAUAUAUCGAUCCAGACAUUGAGAAUCCUGAUGAAUUUCUAGAGAAUUAUACAUCAAACAUGGCUCUUUCUCCAAUGGACAUGUCCAAACCUUUAUGGGAAUUUCAUCUAUUGAAACUUAAAACAUCACAUGCGGAAUCUGUUGCUGUGGCUAGGUUCCAUCAUUCUUUAGGUGAUGGGAUGUCUCUUAUGUCUCUUUUACUUGCUUGUACUCGGAAAAUAUGUGAUCCCGAGGCACUUCCUAUUUUUGUUGCUCCCAAGAAAAGCAAAGCAAAGAACGCUUGUUGGUCGUUUGUUGCUUGGUUAUGGUUCUUAGUAAAAACAAUGUUCCACACUUGUGUUGAAGUUUCCAAGGCUUUGGCUUUUAUGUGUUUCCCUGGGGACACCACAACUUAUCUAACUGUUAAACCAGGAGCUACACUUAGCGCAAAUAAGUUUAUUCAUCAAAUCAUUCCUUUGGAUGAUGUCAAAAACGUGAAGAACGCCAUGAAUAUGACGGUGAAUGAUGUGCUUUUUGGAAUGGUACAAGCUGGUCUGUCACGAUAUUUGAAUCAAAGAGACGGUCUUAAUGAAACAACUUCAGACCCAAGAAAAGCUCUAGACAAAAUAUGUCAUCACGGGGUUGUUUUUUUCAACCUAAGGCCCAAUAGAGAUAUUGAGGAUUUAGCUAAUAUGAUGGCAAAAGGUUCAAAGUGCAGAUGGGGAAACUCAAUAGGUUAUGUACUAAUUCCUUUGUGGUUGAAGUCAGAGGAUGAUAUACUUGAAUAUGUUAGACAAGCCAAAACUACUAUGGAUCGUAAAAAACUUUCCCUCGAACCUCUAUUUUCUUAUGGGUUGCUGAAAUUGACCAUGAAGAUUUUUGGAACUACAGCAGUCAAAAACCUUCUAAAUAGAAUUUUUGGUAACACAACAAUGUUGUUCUCAAAUGUGAUUGGUCCAGCCGAAGAAAUUAGCUUUUUCGGCCAUCAAAUAUCUUACAUCGCUGCAAGUAGCCUUGGUAUACCACAGGCACUCAUUCUCAUUAUACAGAGCUAUGUGGACAAACUUAUAAUCAACCUAGCAGUUGAUCUCGACGUGAUUCCAGACCCUCAUCACCUUUGUGAUCUCAUCAUCGAAGCCCUCAGCAUGAUGAAGUAUGCUGCCUCAAAAAAGAUUUGCCAUGCUUCAGAGGUUAAGCAAAAUAUUUGGUGCUAAAAAUAAAGAACAAUUAAUUACUUUCAGUAAUGUGUUACAACGCAUUCGGAGUUUAUCAUCUUUUUAUGUAAUGUACUCGUGUGUUUGAAUGACAGAUUAAUAAAGUUUGAAGGUAUAUUCC
Raphanus sativus (radish) is the source of this 1680-nucleotide messenger RNA. Its product is annotated as wax ester synthase/diacylglycerol acyltransferase 2. Gene Ontology annotation, biological process: triglyceride biosynthetic process. Lineage: Eukaryota; Viridiplantae; Streptophyta; Magnoliopsida; Brassicales; Brassicaceae. Bases 99 to 1559 code for a protein of 486 amino acids. Gene Ontology annotation, molecular function: long-chain-alcohol O-fatty-acyltransferase activity; diacylglycerol O-acyltransferase activity. The transcript is spliced from 7 exons. Gene Ontology annotation, cellular component: plasma membrane. The record is from RefSeq and is a predicted model, not a curated record.